Molecule: messenger RNA, 3671 nt
Organism: Oncorhynchus nerka (sockeye salmon)
Lineage: Eukaryota; Metazoa; Chordata; Actinopteri; Salmoniformes; Salmonidae
Product: calcyphosin-like protein
Exons: 5
Coding region: 35-709 (224 amino acids)
Molecular function (GO): calcium ion binding
Source: RefSeq, a predicted model, not a curated record
UCGUAGGGGUGGGGACUGGGAGGGGCCGCUGCUGAUGUUGUUUACAGUUGCAGGUUGUAAUAUUACCUUUCACGCAGGUAUCAUGGCGGGGACGUCACGACAUGAUCGGGAGAUGGCAGUGAACGCCAAAAAACAGCUGUCUGUGUGCACAGACCCUGUGGAAAGCUUGAGGUUGCAGUGUCUUGCAAGAGGCUCUUCUGGCAUCAAGGGUCUGGGCAGAACGUUCAAGAUAAUGGAUGAUGACAAUAACCGUACAUUAGAUAUGAAGGAGUUUAUCAAGGGCCUUAAUGACUAUGGUGUCCUCAUCGAGAAAGAGGAAGCCGUGGCAAUGUUUCAGCGUUUUGACCGGGACAACAGUGGACUCAUCGACUUCGAUGAAUUUCUCCUCACUCUCAGGCCUCCAAUGUCCAAUGCCAGGAAGGAGGUGAUCACGCAGGCCUUUAGGAAGCUGGAUAAGACUAAUGACGGGGUGAUCACUAUUGAAGAUCUAAGAGGGGUUUACAAUGUCAAGUACCACCCCAAAUAUCAAAACGGGGAAUGGACAGAGGAGCAAGUAUUCCGCAAAUUCCUGGACAGCUUCGACUCUCCUUACGACAAGGAUGGACAGGUGACCAAGGAGGAGUUUCUCAACUACUACUGCGGAGUCAGCGCCUCCAUCGAUAGUGAUGUCUAUUUCAUUCUCAUGAUGAAAAAUGCAUGGAAAUUAUGAGUUUUAAGCUGAUACAUUUAUGAUAAUGAUUUUUAAUGGACAGUUCUUCAAGGUGCUUUCUUAAACUAAUAUUUCGUUAUGGAAAUCACGUUGACAAACUAAUAUUUAUAAUUUUCCAAUGAUAUGCAAAUGGUUAUGAAUGACUUGUUCAUAUUUUGUGCAAUGUUAAAUAUGUAUUUCAGUUAGUCACUCUCUCCACAAGCUAACUAACGACAUCUAGCUAUACAGUGGGGCAAAAAAGUAUUUAGGUAGCCACUAAUUGUGCAAGUUCUCCCACUUAAAAAGAUGAGACGGGCCUGUAAUUUUCAUCAUAGGUACACUUCAACUAUGACAGACAAAAUGAGGGAAAAAAAUCCAGAAAAUCACAUUGUAGGAUUUUGAAUGAAUUUAUUUGCAAAUUAUGGUGGAAAAUAAGUAUUUGGUCACCUACAAACAAGCAAGAUUUCUGGCUCUCACAGACCUGUAACUUCUUCUUUAAGAGGCUCAUCUGUCCUCCACUCGUUACCUGUAUUAUUGGCACCUGUUUGAACUUGUUAUCAGUACAAAAGACACCUGUCCACAACCUCAAACAGUCACACUCCAAACUCCACUAUGGCCAAGACCAAAGAGCUGUCAAAGGACACCAGAAACAAAAUUGUAGACCUGCACCAGGCUGGGAAGACUGAACCAGGUGAACCAGGCUGGGAAGACUGAACCAGGCUGGGAAGACUGGGACUGAACCAGGCUGGGAAGACUGGGACUGAACCAGGCUGGGAAGACUGAAUCUGCAAUAGGUAAGCAGCUUGGUUUGAAGAAAUCAACUGUGGGAGCAAUUAUUAGGAAAUGGAAGACUUACAAGACCACUGAUAAUCUCCCUCGAUCUGGGGCUCCACGCAAGAUCUCACCCCGUGGGGUCAAAAUGAUCACAAGAACGAUGAGCAAAAAUCACAGAACCACACAGGGGGACCUAGUGAAUGACCUGCAGAGAGCUGGGACCAAAGUAACAAAGCCUACCAUCAGUAACACACUACGCCGCCAGGGACUCAUCCUGCAGUGCCAGACGUGUCCAGGUCCGUCUGAAGUUUGCUAGAGAGCAUUUGGAUGAUCCAGAAGAAGAUUGGGAGAAUGUCAUAUGGUCAGAUGAAACCAAAAUAUAACUUUAUUGGUAAAAACUCAACUCAUUGUGUUUGGAGGACAAAGAAUGCUGAGUUGCAUCCAAAGAACACCAUACCUACUGUGAAGCAUGGGGGUGGAAACAUCAUGCUUUGGGGCUGUUUUUCUGCAAAGGGACCAGGAUGACUGAUCUGUGUGAAGGAAAGAAUGAAUGGGGCCAUGUAUCGUGAGAUUUUGAGUGAAAACCUCCUUCCAUCAGCAAGGGCAUUGAAGAUGAAACGUGGCUGGGUCUUUCAGCAUGACAAUGAUCCCAAACACGCCGCCCGGGCAACAAAGGAGUGGCUUCGUAAGAAGCAAUUCAAGGUCCUGGAGUGGCCUAGCCAGUCUCCAGAUCUCAACCCCAUAGAAAAUCUUUGGAGGGAGUUGAAAGUCCGUGUUGCCCAGCAACAGCCCCAAAACAUCACUGCUCUAGAGGAGAUCUGCAUGGAGGAAUGGGCCAAAAUACCAGCAACAGUGUGUGAAAAAAUUGUGAAGACUUACAGAAAACGUUUGACCUCUGUCAUUGAUAACAAAGGGUAUAUAACAAAGUAUUGAGAUAAACUUUUAUUAUUGACCAAAUACUUAUUUUCCACCAUAAUUUGCAAAUAAAUUCAUAAAAAAUCCUACAAUGUGAUUUUCUGGAUUUUUUUUCCUCAUUUUGUCUGUCAUAGUUGAAGUUUACCUAUGAUGAAAAUUACAGACCUCAUCUUUUUUAGUGGGAGAACUUGCACAAUUGGUGGCUGACUAAAUACUUUUUUGCCCCACUGUAUAUGUAUUAUAGGAAACUGUAGUCCACAGUCUGACGCCUCUAUCAGACCGACAGCGUCAUUACAUACCGUUUUGCAUCGCUACCCAACUAAACUGAACGCAUGUAUAUACCAUACCAUGUUAUGCAUUACACAGAACGCACUGCAACUGCCUCUGCAACGCAAUGCUGCAAAGCAAAAGCAGCAUUCCUUUGUAAAUGAAUGUACUUCUGGUGUACCAGAUUGUGAUCGAGGCGUCAAUGUUGGAGUACAACUUUAUAAAGACACAGGAAAACCAUAGAGAUCCCCUUACAUUCAGAUUGGUUGAGCAGAUACAACAUGAAUGAUACAUCAAAGUACAGUCAUUUCAGGGGAUGAGAGCAGAAGAAAUUAUUCUUUUUAUUUAUUUAUUAUGCAUACACAUUUGAUCUGUUUUAAUGAAAUGUUUUAAACAAAAUUCAACAACAGUGAUUUUUAUACAGGAAAUGCUGUCACAUUUGUCAGUAAAAUAUUCAAAUUUUAAAAACUGUAAUACGCUGAAGACUGUCUAAUGCUAUGUCUCCCAUAACGUGUUCAACAAAAUGAUCAAGCAUUCUGCAUUGAAAACGAAUGCAUGAUAGUGCAUAGUAAUAGUAUAAUACAUUCAAAGUAAAAAACUACGUACUGGUAACUGCAGGAAAUACAAUCAUGUAUGUGCAAAAAAGAAGGGAAAAAACGUGACAAACCUUAGACAGAUAAAUUAAUCAAACCUUAUUUCCAUGUUUAUGUAUACAAAUGUGUAGAAGGGUUCAAACCCUGAGGAAUUGAAGGUUUACUUUGCAGCUGUUGUCAUGGUAAAGUAACGAGUAUCUUUGUCAAGGCCAUAAGAAGCAGCAGUGUGUAUUAUAAUAAUAUUAGGCCAGGAUAUCACCGUGGCUCCUCACUAUACUAUCCUCAGUAUAAUAUACAGAAAGGGAAGAAGUGCAAAUGCAAAAAUAAUGUAUAAAUGAGGGAAUGCUUUGUAUUUCAAGUUAGUCAAGUCAAGUUUGCAACUUCCAACAGAUUAAUAACACAAGACCUAAUAAAUGUAAUGAGGAUAAUAAUGA